Molecule: messenger RNA, 1734 nt
Organism: Suillus subaureus
Lineage: Eukaryota; Fungi; Basidiomycota; Agaricomycetes; Boletales; Suillaceae
Exons: 3
Coding region: 1-1734 (577 amino acids)
Cellular component (GO): nucleus
Source: RefSeq, a predicted model, not a curated record
AUGGCCACUACAUCCCAACCUAUCGCUUUCCAGUCUCCUAAUCACCCUGAUUUCAACAUGGCAUCUGGUUCAUUCACUGGUAACAACAGUGCCAGGUCUUACUUUCUAGGUUCACCAAUAUCCUGGCGUGCUGGCUCGUUUGGAAGCCGUUUCUAUCCCGGUUGUUCCCCUGGUCAACUUCUGGGUCCAUUGGAUCCUAACGAAUUCAAAUGUACCAAGUUGUCGUCUUCUAUGGAUAGCGACCGUGGUUCAAUUCUGAACGCUCUCGGUGCCCUCGACAGGGAGGACGAAUUGUGUCGUAACUACACAUGCUGUGGUCUACAGUUAGAUGAUCUACAUGCUCUGCUACAGCAUUUCGAGGAGGUCCACGUUGUCGUGCUUGACCCGUUUGGUCACCCUCAGUUCCCAGUCGUCCCCCCUCUACCCCAGUCUAAUCGCCACGCCACUCCGUCCUACGUCUCGGACCUUCAUCAGCACCUUCAAUCUUACAACCAAGGUGGUUUCGACCCUGAUGACAUGGAACUCGAUGUUGAUCAGGGCAGUUCAAACGCGCCAACGCCCCCUGAUACUCCCCUCAGCACCCCGCUAUCGUCGUAUCCUACUCAUUCGUUUAACCACUUCGGACAGUCGAAACCUGCCUCCCCGCAUCUUCCCGUGUCGGCAUUUGAUACGACAACCGUGCUCCCUUCCCGCUCCGUUCACGGCUCAGCAUUCCCACCGCCUCGAAAUGGUCUUCCAAAUGUGGCAAAUGCCCCCGAUGCAUUCAAUGGUUACGCUGGGUACUCCGACUACUCAUCAUCAAUGCCUGGCACUGUUCCUUCCCCAACCGGCAGCGAUGAUGUUCACGCACCUGUCACACCUGUCAGUGAACCGGGUAGUCCCUACGGCUGUCUUCCUCCAGCUGUCGUAUUCUCUACCAGUAAUACCCCUGUCACCACCCCUACAGCCUCUCGCAUGCCAUCUCCAGCGAGCGCCUCAUGCCACUCCGUGCCCCCUGCGGCCGCCCCCCUUUCCUCGGCCUCCUCGGAUUCCCCUGCUUCUUCCAAAGGUUUUACGUCACAGCAAGCCAAUCAGCGUGCCAGUACUACGCUCUCUCGCCCUGCGUCAUCAUUACUGUUAUCGAAGCCCUUCCGCUGCCCGAAGCCAAAUUGCAAUAAGAGCUACAAGCAAGCUAAUGGGCUCAAAUAUCACAUGACUCACGGCAGCUGCAACUUUGCACCACCCAAAGACCUCGAGCAAGUACAAGCACUACUGGCUAGUAAGCGGUCUGCCCGCGAGGCUGCUGGAGAUGAUCAGGGGAUUACAGAGGGUGACAUGCGCGAAGUCGAACGUGAGGCAGAGCGCAGACUCCGGCCCUUUGCUUGUGGUGUCAGUGAUUGCCAGCGCCGAUACAAGAACAUGAAUGGUUUGCGGUAUCACUACCAGCAUUCGGGCGACCAUGGUACAAUUGGCUUGGCUCUCCUUGCCAGUGGACAGCAUGAAUGUCUACAACAUGCCCAUGGACGAAGUAGUAAUGCAAGCUCACGACAUUCAACACCGGUGACGAGCGGAACCUCGACACCAGUAAGCGGACACAUGACAUCGACGUAUGCCCAGCAAUAUCAGCAACAGAUGUUUUACUCGUCCGCACAGCAGCAGUACUUGCGCCAGCAGCAGGCUCUACAAGCACAAAUGCAGAUCAACUAUCCUGCUGUCUCGGCUGAAGCUGUCCCUAUCAUGGUCGCGCAACAAUGA